Naegleria gruberi is the source of this 396-nucleotide messenger RNA. RefSeq lists its product as uncharacterized. Bases 1 to 396 code for a protein of 131 amino acids. The record is from RefSeq and is a predicted model, not a curated record. The transcript has a single exon. NCBI's taxonomy places the organism in Eukaryota, Heterolobosea, Eutetramitea, Acrasida, Naegleriidae.
AUGUCCAACUUUAGAGGCCUUCCAGGAUUUCCAUCGUCAUCAAGAGGAAUCACAAGAGACGUUAUUCGAUCACAUAUGCAAACAAUGUUCUCUGUGACGUAUCCAUUGGAUUCUACCUCUCCAACUUCUCCUUUGGAUUUACCAAUUUUUUCAUCUAUUGGUGCUGCUGGUAACAGUUUGAGUAAUGCCUAUCAUGCCUACAAUGGUAGACAUAGCAAGGAUUCUGAUUGUAUUCCGAGGGAUAUUAUUUCUUUGAAACAAGUAACUGAUUGUCCAUUAGAUCCAAUCUUUGAUAUGCUCGGAGAAAGAGAAUUUUUGAUCAAGAAAUUACAUUUAAAACGAACACCACACAGAGUUGGACGUGCAAGACGUAACUUGCUAAGUCAAAUUAGAUAA